Molecule: messenger RNA, 618 nt
Organism: Suillus fuscotomentosus
Lineage: Eukaryota; Fungi; Basidiomycota; Agaricomycetes; Boletales; Suillaceae
Exons: 1
Coding region: 31-591 (186 amino acids)
Source: RefSeq, a predicted model, not a curated record
CUUAUCCUCUGUCCUUGCCAUCUAAUCGAGAUGCCCUUUCCAUUCAAGUUAAUCCAGGGUUUCAGAAAGAUCGUUGCGAUCCAUUUGAAGCGCCCUGAAAACCAAGGAUGCACACAAUGCAACUCGACAACUGCCGGCCAUGAGGGCAAUACCUCUAUCCCUGCAGACCUCUCCAAUUUUGUUCCUGCAUCAAUGCUCUCUUCAAAUUCUUCGCCAAUGCAUCCCAUUAUUGCAGGCAGUAAACCAGGUGUCGAAAAUUUCCCUCCCAGCUCUCCUUUCACUGCGUACCCUUGGGGUGCAUCCCCUGCCCGCGAAGCUUCUGACAUUGCUCAGGUGGCUUUGCCCUUAAUACAGGCUUUUACUGAUGUAAUUUCACUUGUCGGUGCUCCGAUGAACACAGCUAUUGGCGGAUUGCUGGGAAUCCUUCAAGUUAUAAAUGUGAGUCAUUAUCGAAUGCUGAGAUGUUUCUGGAUCUCAAGGGCUAUCACAGAGAUCCAAUCAGAACAAGGCGGCCUUGGACCACUUGACAUUGCGACUCUAUUGACUAUCCUGCCAUUUGUGCAACGCCUCACCUGCCCUGGAUCCUCUUGAACGUUCUCGGAGAGACAACUUAGCUAG